This is a messenger RNA of Loxodonta africana (African savanna elephant), 6914 nucleotides long. It is a transcript of the gene ANAPC10, whose product is annotated as anaphase promoting complex subunit 10. The coding region runs from base 136 to 693 and encodes 185 amino acids. Gene Ontology annotation, biological process: anaphase-promoting complex-dependent catabolic process; protein K11-linked ubiquitination. Lineage: Eukaryota; Metazoa; Chordata; Mammalia; Proboscidea; Elephantidae. The record is from RefSeq and is a predicted model, not a curated record. The transcript is spliced from 5 exons. Gene Ontology annotation, cellular component: anaphase-promoting complex.
CAUUGUUCUGCGCCCACAACGUCGUUAGGGAAGCCCGGCGGUUCUGAAAAGUGAGGUGGGAGUGGCGCGCAGCUGCAGGAGGUCGUGAAAAACCUGACUUGCCGCAAGCCGGGUCAGGAAGCUACUAUUCAGAGAAUGACUACACCAAACAAGACACCUCCAGGUGCUGACCCUAAGCAGUUGGAAAGGACUGGGACAGUACGGGAAAUUGGGUCACAAGCUGUUUGGUCACUUUCAUCUUGCAAACCAGGAUUUGGAGUGGAUCAGUUACGAGAUGACAAUCUGGAAACUUACUGGCAAUCAGAUGGUUCCCAGCCUCAUUUAGUGAACAUCCAGUUCAGAAGAAAAACAACAGUGAAGACGUUAUGUAUCUAUGCAGACUACAAAUCCGAUGAAAGCUAUACACCAAGCAAGAUCUCGGUCAGAGUAGGAAAUAAUUUUCACAACCUUCAAGAAAUUCGGCAACUUGAAUUGGUGGAACCAAGUGGCUGGAUUCAUGUUCCUUUAACUGAUAAUCACAAGAAGCCAACUCGAACAUUCAUGAUACAGAUUGCUGUUCUAGCCAAUCACCAAAAUGGAAGAGACACCCACAUGAGACAGAUUAAAAUAUACACACCAGUGGAAGAGAGUUCCAUUGGCAAAUUUCCUAGGUGUACAACUAUUGAUUUCAUGAUGUAUCGUUCAAUAAGGUGACUUUGAAACAGAACAAAAGAUGUUAAACAUACCUUUGUUUUAGCUUGUCAUUAAAUACUUUAUCUGGUAUCUUUAUUGAGAAAAGAUCAGUUAUUUUACAAUUUUUUAUGCAUUUAAAAGUAAUUUAUUGUAUCUUUAAUAAAUAAAUGAAUUUGGGGUCAUACUGUCUAUUUUCCUUAACAUAGGUUAAAGCUCACAUAUUUUACAUUAUUAAAAAUAGAUUUGAAGCCAAUAAUUACAUUUUUUCUUGUAUUAAGAGUAAACUAGUUGAAAUGAAAAUUUUAAGAUGUACAAAAUUUUUGCUUAUCAGGCAGUUAUUUCAUAUAAUAUGGAGCCCUGGUAGUGCAAUGCGUAAGUGCUCAGCUGCUAACUGACAGGUUGGUGGUACAAACCCAAAGGAGAAAGCUGCUUUCUGAAAGGUUGGUGGUACAAACUCCAAGACAGAAAGAUGUGGCAGUCCACUUGCGGAAAGACUGCCGCCUUGGAAACCCUAUCAGGCAGUUCUACUCUGCCCUAUAGAGUCACUAUGAGCUGGAAUUUGACUCAACAGCAAUGGGGUUAUUUCCUAUAAUGGUCGUACAUUAGAGUAAUGACUAUGUUUGGGAACAAAACUGUGUUUUAUCAGCAGAUGUAGUCUUUAAUAGGCCAAAAUCAUUUUUUCAAUUCAGAGAGAUUUUAUUCAUUUAAUAUUGGACUUAUUAAAAAUAUUAUCAAAGUAAGCUUAGCAUUAUGUAUCUGAUGAGAACCAUGCUGAAUUGAAUAUAAUUAAUUGUUUUAUAUUUACUUCCAUUAAAAAAAAACAAAACGUUUUAAACUAUUAGUUGUUGUUAGUUGCUGUCCAGUCUACUCUGAUUUAUGGUCACCUAUAAUAGAAAGAAAUGUUGUCUGGUCCUGCGCUAUCUCCAUGAUCUUUAGUGUGUCUGAGCCCACUGUUCAGGCAGUUGUGUCAGUCCAUCUCAUUGAAGGUUUUCCUGGUUUUCACUGAUCCUCUGUCACACAUGAUGUCCUCCUCUAGUGACUGGUCUUUCCUGAUAACAUGUCCAAAGUAAGCAAGAAGUCUUGCCAUCCUCACUUCUAAGGAGCAUCCUGGCUAUACUUCCUUCAAGACUGAUUUGUUCAUUCUUCUGGCAGUCCAUGGUAUAUUCAGUAUUCUUUGCCAACACCAUAAUUCAAAUGCAUCAAUUCUUCUUUUUUCAUUUUCCAGCUUUUGUAUGCAUAUGAGGCAAUUGUCAGGCACACCUUAGUCAUCAAAGUGACAUUUUUACUUUUUUAGAAUUUUAAACAGAUCUUUUGUAAUAUAGCAUUUGUUAUCUUGACCCCUGCUUCCAUGGGCAUUGAUUGUUGAUCCAAGUAGAAUAAAAUUCUUGACAGCUUCAGUUUUUUCCUAAUUUAUCAUGAUGCUGUUUAUUGGUCCAGUUGUGAGGAUUUUCAUUUUCUUCACGUUCAGGUAUAAUCCAUAUGAAGGCUUGGUCUUUUACCUUCAUCAGUAGGUGCUUCAAGUGGCCUUCAUUUCGCAAGCAAUGUUGUGUCAUUUGCAUAAUGCAAGUUAUUAAUGAGUUUUUUGCCAACACUAGUGCUUUAUUCUUCUAAGUCCAGCUUCUCGAAUUAUUUGUUUAAUAUACAGAUUGAAUAAGUAAGGUGAAAAGAUACAACCCUGCCACACUUUUUUCCAAUUUUGGAACCAUGCGGUAUCCCCUUGCUCUGUUCAAACUACUGCCUUUUGAUCCAGGUACCGAUUCCGGAUGAGCACAAUUAAGUGUUCUGGAAUUCCAUUCAUCAUAAUAUUAUCUAUAGUUUGUUAUCCACAUAAUCAAAUGCCUUUGUAUAGUCAGUAAAAUACAGGUAAACAUCUUUCUGGUAUUCUCUGCUUUCAGCCAAAAUCCAUCUGACAUCAGCAAUGAUAUCCCUUUGUUGCAUCCAUUUGUUGAAACAUCUCAGUUGGUAUUCUUUCAGUUCCUGGAGUCUUGUUUUUUGCCAGUGCCUUCAGUGCAGCUUGAAUUUCUUCCUUCAGUACCAGCUGUUCUUGAUCUUAUGCUACCUCCUGAGAUGGUUGAAUAUCCACCAGUUUUUUUUGGUACAGUGACUCUGUAUUCCUUCCAUUUUCUUUUGAUGCUUUCUGUGUUGUUCAAUUUUUACCCAUAGAAUCCUUUAGUGUUGCAACUUGUGGUUUGAAUUUUUUCUUCAUUUCUCUCAGCUUGAGAAAUGCUGAUCGUGUUCUUUUCAUUUGGCUUUCUAACUCUAGGUCUUUACACAUUUUAUCAGAAUACAUUACUUUGUUUUAUCAAGUCACCCUUUGAAAUUUUCUGUUCAGCUCUUUUACUUCACCAUUCCUUCUGUUUGCUCUAGCUACUCUGCACUUACGAGCAAUCUUUUAAACCCAUUGUUGUCAGUUGUCUUUGAGUUGAUUCUGACUCAUGGCAACCCCACAUGUGGAGAAUAUAACUGCUUCAUAGGGUUUUCAAGAUUGUGACCUUUUGGAAGCAGAUUGCCAGCCCUUACUUCCUAGGUGCCUCUGGCUGUGUUUGAACCAUCAACCUCUUGGUUAGUAGUCCAGUGCUUAAUUCUGAUGGUAUGUGAGCGUUCAUCAAUAUAAUCUGCUGUUUUUCUUAAUGCUAGUGAUGCUUGUAUUAUAGGACAGUUAGUUGUAAAUGUGUACCUGGCACUGUAGAAGCCCUUGGGGGAGGGGUAAUAAUUUUUAUAGAAAUCUUUUAAAAACAUAAAAUUGUUCCUUAUAUAUAAAAAAAAUUUGAAAGUGUUUAAAUGUGUUUGCUUUCCAUGAUUUAAAAUGGGUAGAUUUGAUUCUAUACACUUUGUGUGUGUGUGUGUCUAUCACUUUUUUGGCAGAUGGUUAUUUACACACAGAACUUCCCCAUAUUGGCUCUUGUUUGGGCAUGGUUGCUGACUAGUUCAUGGAAUGUAGAGUAGCCUGAAGUCUUGAACAGUAAACUUUAAAAAAAAUAAUAGUGGUUUUGCUUGAUUCUAACAUAGAGUACUAAUUUAUGUGGCUACUAUAAAAAGAAGCUUCACUUUUUUACUCAUCAAAAACUCUGCUAUUCUAAGAAAGCAAUUAGACCUAAUAAAUGAAUCAGCAGAGUGGCAGGGCACAAGGCCAAUACAUAAAAAUCAGUUAGGCUUCUAUACAUAAGCAAUAAGCAAGUAAAAAAGGAAAUAAGGAAACAUUACCAUUUACAGUAGCAUUAAAAAUAAUAAAGUGCCUAGGAAUAAGUUUAACCAGGAAAGUUUUGUACACAGAAAACUAUAAGACAUUACUAAAAGAAAUUACGGAAGUCUUAAAUGGAGGACAUUCCAUGUUCAUGGAUUAAAAGCCUUAAUAUAGUUAAGAUGUCAGUACUACCCAAAGCAAUCUGUAAAUUCAGUGCAAUCCUCAUCAAAAUUCCAGCAGCCUUCUUUGCAGAAAUGGAAAAGUCAAUCCGAAAAUUUAUACAGAAGGCCAAGGGACCCUGAAUAGCUAAAACAAUCUUUAAGAAGAAUAGAGUAGAGGACUCAACUCCUCAUUUCAAAACAUACUCUAAAGGCACAAUAAUUAAAACGCCCGAUACUGGUAAUACACAUACAGGCCAAUGGAAUAGAGUUGGGAAUCUAGAAAUAAAUCCAUACAUCUGUGGUCAACUGAUUUUUUUUUAAUGGACACAAUUUUGAAUUUUAUGUAAUUUUCACGUGUCACAAAAAUAUUCUUUCAUUUUUUCCAAACCAUUUAAAAGUGUAAAAAACUUUUUAUUAUUGUACUUUAGAUGAAGGUUUACAGAACAAAACUAGCUUCUCAUUAAACAGUUAGUACACAUAUUGUUUUGUGACAUUGGUUACCAACCCCACAACAUAUCAGCACACUCCCCUCUCGACCUUGGGUUCCCUAUUACCAGCUUUCCCGUACCCUCCUGUCUUCUAGUCCUUGUAUGAUCAACUGAUUUUUGACAAGGGUACUAAGUCCAUUCAGGAGGGAAGGAAGAGUCUCUUAAAUGAUACUGGAACAACUGAAUUCCUGCGUGCAGAAGAAUGAAUCAGGAUGCAUACACAAAAUCUAAAUUAAAAUGGUACAGGGACCUAAAUGUGCAAAUUAAAACCAUAAAAUUCUUAGAAGAAAAUGUAGAGGUAUGGCUUUGGGGCCUAGUUUUCAACGAUGGAUUAUCAGACAUGACAACAAAAGCAUGAACAGCAAAAGACAAAAUAGAUAAAUGGGACCUCAUAAAAAUUUAAUACUUUUUUUCAUCAAAGGACUUUAUAAAAAAAGUGAAAAAAUAGCCUAUAGAGAAAAUUUUCAGGAACUAUGUAUCCACUAAGGUUCUAAUAUCUAAAAUAUAUUAAUAAAAGUCUACAGCUUAACAAGCAACUCCAUGGGCAAAGGACUUGGACAGUUCCCCAAGAGUAGUCAGAAGGCUAACAAGCACAUGAAAAGAUGCUCAACACCAGUAGCCAUUGUUGCUGCUGUUGUUGGUUUGCCUAGCUGUAAUUUUAAGCAGAUUGCAAGGCCUACCUUCCAAGGUACCGUAGGGUGGGUUUGAACUGCGCACUUUUAGGUUAGCAGUCAAAUACAAACCUUUGGCCACCUGUUAUUGUGUGCUCUAGAGCUGACUUCGACUGAUAGGAACCCUGUGUGACAGAACUGCCCCAUAGCGUUUUUUUCUAAGCUGUAAUCUUCAUGGGAGCAGAUCACCAGAUCUUUCUCCCACAGAGCUAGUAGGUGGGUUCAAACCACCCACCUUUCAGUUAGCAGCCAACUGCUUAGCUGUUGUGCCACCAGGGCUCCUUCUCAUUAGCCAUUAAAAGAGAUGCAAAUCAAAACCACAACGAGAUACCACCUUACCCCCGUUAGAAAGGCAGUGAUCAAAAAAACAAAACAAUAGGGUUGGCGAGGUUGUAGUGAAACUGAAACCCUUAUUCAAUGCUAGUGGGAAUGUAAAAUUGUACAGCCACUGUGGGAACAGUUGGCGGUUCCUUAAAAAGUUGAACAUAGAAGUACCAUAUGACCCAACAAUUCCAAUCAUAGGUAUAUGCCCAGAAGUGAAGGCAGGAACGCAAACAAAAACCUGUACAUCAGUGUUCACUGCAGCACUUUCCACAAUAGCCAAAAUAUGGAAAUAACCAAAAUGCCUACCAAGAGACGAAUGAAUAAACAACCUGUGGUAUAUACAAACAAUGGAAUACUACCCAGCCAUGAAGAGGAAUGAUGUCCCGAUGCACGUCACAACAUUGAUGAUACUUGAAAACAUGCUGGGCAAAAUGAGCCACAAAAGAACACAUAACUGUGUGAGCUAACUUACAUGAAAAAAGCAGAUGUAUAGAAACCAAAGAUUAUUAAUGGUUACCAGAGGUGGGAGGGAGGGAAAGGGGGAAGGAAAGGCGAAGUUGUUGCUUAGGGGUCAUUGAGUUGAUGUUAAUGGUGGUGGAAUGAUUUGGAAAAGGAUAGUGAGAAUGGGUGCACAACGUGAAAAUCGUAAUCAGUGUAAGUGAGUUGUAUAUGUAGAAAUUAAGUUGGUGUAUGUAUGUAUAUUUUUACCACAAUUAAAAAAAAAACCUAUUCUUCCCAUGAAUUCAAGAAAGUUUUACUGCUGCCAUUUUAAUUUUGUUGUUUUGAAGAAAUAUGUUGGUGCUCAAUAGGGUCAUUUUCCCACCAAAAAGUCUCUAGCCAAAACUCAUUUGGGAUCACCAGAUUAAUAGGGAAAGCUGGGGAAGAAGAUGACUGAAGAAAAGCUGAAGUUAGAGAAAAAGAGAAUAUCAAGGAAAUAAGAAUAGAAACAUAUACUAAGCAGUGUGUUAGAUGCUUUGCUUUAGUUUGGUAAGGAAAAGAGUCAUGUAAAGAACAGGAUCUUAGUGGAGUCAGAGAAAUCUAAUUAAAAGUACAGGAGGUGUGUUUGCUCCUGCAGCACAUAUGCUCAAGUUGGAACGAUACAGAGAAGAUAAGGAUGACCUCUGCUUAAGGAUGACAUGCAAAUCAAUGAAGCAUUUCAUAUUUUUAUGAAAAGCUUUUGGAAAUAGGUAGUGGGGAUAGUUGCGCAACAUGGUGAAUGUUACUAAUGUCAUUAAAAUGGUUAAAAUGGCAAAGUUUUGUUAUAGCGACCCUAUAGGUCAGGGUAGAGCUGCCCCAUGAAGUUUCCAAGGAUCGCCUGGUGGAUUUGAACUGCCAACCCUUUGGUUAGCAGCUGUAGCACUUAACCACUAUGGCGCCAGGGUUUCCAAUAUAUUUUAUCACAAUUCAAAAAAAA